Messenger RNA from Patellaria atrata CBS 101060, 2415 nucleotides. Lineage: Eukaryota; Fungi; Ascomycota; Dothideomycetes; Patellariales; Patellariaceae. The record is from the annotation of a GenBank genome assembly.
UGUUGACAGCUCGCAAUCUCGAACAUACCAACAUAACUACUUCCAUCAUUCCCAUACUUUUGAAUACCGCGGCGAUAUCGUUACCUGAAGCAACAAUGCAUCAAUCCAGGAUCUCCUCUAUUAUGCCAGCUCAUCCUGAUCUUGCCGCAUCUGAUGAGAGUAGCCUGCCAUCCGUGUCAUAUAUUACUUCUGAUGAUGAGGGAAGCUACAACAAUUUUUCUUCAAGCAACACCUCUUACGAAGACUUCGACGACGUCAAAAAAGACGAUCUCACUCCUGCCGACUUUUAUAAGAUCAUGGGCUAUCUCUCUCUUGCCGGUUACGAGAUCGUCCCGAAAGUUCAUCUUCCUGUCGCAAUCGCGUCAUUGGACCUCGCAAUUCUUGACUACCUUGUCAGAUAUCAACAUUCUGAGGCAACCGAAUUUAUUAACGAGCGCGACACUAUUCCGAUUGCAUUUUCAGACGUUGUUCAAUCACAUAAAGGGAAGUCCGCAGAUAUAGCGACUCACGGUGUAACUCCAAAGCACGAGUUCCCUUCCACUAUUGACGUCAGUUCUUCGAAAGAUACCUCUCCCAAAAUUUCAUGGGCUGAAGUUGAUGACCUUGAUGAUGAUGAGUGGCUAACAUAUGCGCUUACCCCUCGCUGGGCCGAAGCUAAUUCUUCCGACAGAGCUGUUGUUAAAGACGAAGCAAACACUAAUCAAGAAGGAGCCCCCAAUGCAGAUGCGACUGAUGAGAACGGAGCAACUGAUGAGACAGAAGCAACUGACGAGGAAGAACUAACUGUUGAGGAGGAAACCAUUGCUACGGUCCUACCCUGGGAUUCUUUCUAUAGGCCGCAUACAUUGAAUCCAUACGAAUUCUACGGAAUCGACGAAGCAGAACGUCUAAACCUAAAGUAUAAUGCAGACGGUCAGCGUAUGAGGUUAUUUGCUAUAGUCAGGAAGGGUAGAAGCGAGCGAGGAUUUUUCUUUCAAUCUCAGUCUACCCAUCAAUCGCUAGAAGCGGCUCGCACUACCUUAGCUGAGGCUAGAAAGGCGAUCUGGGGCGAUACAUAUCGAGAGCGCGAGGGAAGAGAAGCCGAACAAGCUGGUUCUACUAGUGAUAGUUUUAGUCAACAAGAUGAAUACCAUCACCAGAGCGACGAAUCGAUGAUCGAAAAUAUCUAUCAGCCGAAGGAAGUCGACACAUCUACUCAGUCCCCUACUACGAAUGUACAAUUGGAAGAAAUAUCCAUUGAUUCUUGCCCUAACAGUGGUAUUCCCCAACUCACUCUCCCCUCCCAGAAAACAAACGUCGAAUACCGCGUAGAUGAACGGUGCACUGUCAACGUUGAUGCCAUGUUUUCUUCUCGGAUACGAAAGAAAACACUAAAUUUCACAGUGGAGGAAGAAGAAGAAGAAGAAGCUGAGGAUGAAGACACUAUGGGAGGAAAUACGGAAGACACUGACGAAGGAAAUGAGACUACCCUUACCGGAACCCUUCCUCCAGAUACUCCAUCUUCGCCGUCAUUUUACCCACACUAUUCUGCAACAUCCCCAGAGACCUGUGCAUGGAUACUUAGAUCUGGCUAUGGUGCAAUUGACCUAGCUCCUGUUGUAAAGGACAUUAGUACGCAGGAUCCAAGCACUCCUGACGCUCCCCGACGGUAUUCUUUGUUAACCGCCGCGUUUAAUACCCUCUACGGAUUCGAAGGGAUCGAAGAAUCUCCACUCCCAUCCGGAGCCUAUUGCAGGAAGUGGGCUACAGACCCAUAUGCUCCCGGACAGAGCGGUGCAAAACGGGUAUGGCAAUAUAGGAAAGGAGUUAAAGGUGUAAAAAGUGGUAGUAAUUUACAUCUUAACGAUCUUGUUGCUCAUACCCACCAUUCUAAUAUAUCUGAGCCUCUUAACGCCUUUCAAUUGCGAAGGAACGAGGAUGCAAAGACCGGUGAGGAGUCCAUCGCCGUACAAGAAACCACUGAGGCGGAAAUCCCUCAUCGAUUUGAUACCUCGAAUCAGAUCAAGAUACCAGGGUCCUUGUCUGACGAAGAACCGGAGCCGUGGGCAUGGACCUUAGACGUACAGGCGCUGAUAGCAGAUAUCAGGGCGGGGUUGUGGGAGAUUUUCACGGGUGGGGAGGAAUUUUGAUUGGGGGUGGGCAAUUUGGGUAUGAGUGAUGAUUGAGCGCAGAUUUUGCGGAGAUGUACAUAUUUUCAACAAGCUCAUGAGAACCUUCCGGGCUGUUUGCGAGACCGAGGAAAUAACUAGGGUGAGGUUCUUGACGAUUUGGGGUGUAUAACACAGACGGGAAUCAGCGUUUGAUUGAUAUCAUAGUAUACUUGAAUCCAUCCCUUUACCCAGAAAUACUCUGAAGAUCGAAUUCCCGAUAGUUUGUUUCCGCGAUUGGAAGCCAAGUUAGUGACUUACUACUGGC